AUGGCUCGCUACAUCCUGCCGGACUGGGGCGACGCGACGGCCGCCCGGCUGAGCGCGGCGGGCGUAAGCGUCGUCUCAGCACUUGAACCAGGCCUGGCGCACGAAAUUGGGAAGGCGGAGCUCAAGGACCUCGCCGCUUGGCUCGAGAGAAUUUUGCUGCCGGCGGUGAAGUGA
Molecule: messenger RNA, 174 nt
Organism: Emiliania huxleyi CCMP1516
Lineage: Eukaryota; Haptophyta; Isochrysidales; Noelaerhabdaceae
Exons: 2
Coding region: 1-174 (57 amino acids)
Source: RefSeq, a predicted model, not a curated record